Anthostomella pinea is the source of this 1206-nucleotide messenger RNA. The record is from the annotation of a GenBank genome assembly. NCBI's taxonomy places the organism in Eukaryota, Fungi, Ascomycota, Sordariomycetes, Xylariales, Xylariaceae.
AUGAAGUCUUCUCAAUCCUUCGCAGCCAUGCAAUCAUCCCAAUCAGCGUCCUCAGCUGCCAGCACGCCGACCAAAAUCCCCACCAAUGGUCUCUUUCAGAAUGGAGUGUGGAAGUGUAACUGUCAACCCCGACUCCCCGCGGUCCAGUUCACCGUCAAAAAGGACACAGUUAAUCGGGGCCGCACCUUCUACACCUGCCAGCAGGACCGCAACAAGGGCAACCAGUGCGACCUCUUCCUCUGGACCGAAGAUGCGCGCCUGCGCGAGGAAGGUGCCGUGUUGAGCAACUCGCGCAACGAGGUCGGCACACUCAGCCGCAAGCCCAUGAAGCAGUCCACGCUGCACGAGGCCAUAUCGCCGCGGAAAGACAAGAGGAGCUGGAAGGAAAGGACGCCGAUCACGCCGUUCGGCGAGCUGGAGUCUGGUCCUGCGGCGGCGCCGCCCGGCACUAGGAGUACCAUCCAGAGCUCGGCUACCAUGCGGGCGAGCGAUCCGAGCGCGCAGGAGGACGACGAGACCUCUUCCGACGACGAACAGGCUGAUAUUUCCCACAUUACCAACAUCCAGCCCAGCGCGACGCAAAAGGCUGAAGCUGUAGGCUCCAAGAGGAAGCGGCCGGACGAAGAGGACGAGUACAGCGAUUUCUCGUCUGGCGCGGAGGAGGAGCUGGCCUCGAUUGCAAACAGCUCGUCCCAGCACCCAGGAUCCCAAUGCAAGCACCGCGAUGCGCUUGCUACGCCAUCGGCUGUGCGAUCUGUCGGUAUGCAGGAUGGCAUGCCAACACCUCUUACCGAGAAGCCGGUUCGCCGAGUGCUCUUCGCCGACCCCGAGGUCAGCAGCAACCCGAAGCGGCAGCGCACAGAAGCGGGUUUCACGCAUCCUUCCAGCUCGCCCGCCUCGACGCCGUCGUCGUCGCAACAGCAAGAACCUGGCACUCCCGGCAUGGACUCCGCAAACCUCCCGACCGAGAUCAUGGGCCUGCUCAAGGACCAGAACAUCGAGGUGUCGGUCUUGCGCGCGGUGCGCAGCAGUCUGGAGAAGCACGCCGCGACGGCGAAAGGGCUUCAGCGGGGGCGGGAUGCCUCGCGUGAGGCUGUGAAGAAGGCCGAGGGCCGCAUUGCGCAGCUGCAGCAGAGGGUGGCGGAUCUGGAGAACACGCGCAAGAUGAUGAGGUCGCAGCUAUUGCAGGUCUAUAGUGAGAGCUAG